Messenger RNA from Corylus avellana, 2436 nucleotides. NCBI's taxonomy places the organism in Eukaryota, Viridiplantae, Streptophyta, Magnoliopsida, Fagales, Betulaceae. The record is from RefSeq and is a predicted model, not a curated record.
AGGAGGAGGUACCAAUUCCCAAACCUAGCUCCAACGGUACCUUUCCAGUGCGAGCGAGCAAGCCCCGAGUCUUUUCCCAGUUGUGAUUUUUGAAAUCGAGCUUCUGGUUCUUGCUGAGUUCCGAAAUUUAUUUCUCAGUCUCUCUUAUUUCCACCGAAUCCCUCAUAUUUCUCACCCAAAAUCAAAGAACAACACACAGAAAACCAGAGUAAAGCAAAUAAUCAAAGUUGUGUAUCAGCACGCUGACGAUGAUGACUACUGCUAAGCGCCUCGCAUUUCUCCCACAACUCGGGUACGUUCACUCAGUCCCAUUUCUCUCUAGGCCAUUUUGCUCCGGAAACCCGUCUCUAAACGACGACGUUGAGACGGUUUUUCGCAUAAUCAGUAGCUCUACUACUUCGAAAAACUUGAAGCAAUCGUUGAAAUCUAGUGGGGUUUUCCUCUCAAAUGAUUUGAUUGAUAAGGUUCUGAAAAGGGUCAGGUUCAGCCAUGGAAACCCUUCACAGGCCUUGGAGUUUUUCAAUUACACUGGUUAUAGAAGAGGGUUUUAUCACACUGCUUUUUCGUUGGAUACGAUGCUUUAUAUACUUGGUAGGAAUCGGGCGUUUUAUACAAUUUGGGAGCUUUUGAUUGAAAUGAAGCAAAAAGAUCGGUCCCUGAUAUCGCAGCGAACAGUUAUGGUCGUUUUAGGUAGAAUUGCUAAGGUUUGUUCGGUUAGGCAGACUGUAGAGUCAUUUAGAAAGUUUAAGAAGCUCGUGCCGGAGUUUGAUACGGGUUGUUUUAAUGCGUUGUUAAGGACUUUGUGUCAAGAGAAGACUAUGGCAGAUGCGAGGAAUGUUUAUCAUAGUUUGAAGAAUCAGUUUAAGCCGAAUUUGCAGACUUUUAAUAUACUGUUGUCGGGGUGGAAGUCCUCGGAGGAGGCCAAGGAGUUCUUUGAGGAGAUGAGGGAAAUGGGUGUGAAGCCAGAUAUUGUUUCAUAUAAUUGUUUGGUUGAUGCUUAUUGUAAGGGAAGAGAAGUGGACAUGGCAUAUAAGGUGGUUGAGAACAUGCGGGAUGAGGAUAUAUCGCCGGAUGUGAUCACGUAUACUAGUCUUAUUGGAGGCCUGGGGUUGAUUGGUCAGCCAGAUAAGGCUAGAGAUGUUUUGAAGGAAAUGAAGGAAUAUGGGUGUUACCCAGAUGCUGCUGCAUAUAAUGCUGCUAUAAGGAAUUAUUGUAUUGCAAAGAGGCUUGGUGAAGCUUAUAAAUUGAUGGAUGAGAUGCUGAACAAGGGUUUAAAUCCAAAUGCAACUACGUACAAUUUAUUUUUCAGGGUUUUCUUCUGGUCGAAUGAUUUGUCAAGUUCCUGGAAUUUGUACCGGAGGAUGAUGGAUACUGGAUGCUUGCCAAAUACACAGUCUUGUAUGUUCCUAAUUAGGUUGUUUAAGAGGCAGGAAAAGAUGGAGAUGGCUCUACAGUUAUGGGCUGACAUGGUGGAGAAGGGUUUUGGGUCUUAUACCUUGGUAUCUGAUGUGUUGUUUGAUUUUCUGUGUGAUAUGGGAAAGUUGGUGGAAGCAGAGAAGUGUUUUUUGCAGAUGGUAGAGAAGGGGCAUAAGCCAAGCCAGGUUUCUUUUAGAAGGAUCAAGGUGCUCAUGGAACUUGCGAACAAGCAUAAUGCCCUAGAGAACUUGUCAGAGAAAAUGGCCAUUUUUGGGCGUUUGGUCCAUGUUCCUAAAUGUGUAGAUAGCCCAACUGAUCCAUUAGAUUUGGACUCAUUUCCGGUAAAUCACACUUUUGUGACCAAUCAUGGCCAUAGGAGGUGCUAAGAGAUGCAACAGAAGUUGUCCGACGACUGAGCCACUUGAACCACUUUGACUUAUAACUUAAGCAAAACUGAAUUUAUAAAGAUUCAUCAAUUGAUUGGUUUACCACCUAUUGGCAUGUGCUUUCUUCUGUUGAAAGUGAAAGCUUCUCCCUCAGAUUAACAGCAUCCCAAGGCUGUUGCAGACAGCCAUAACAAUUUCUUGUCUUGAAGAAGUAAACCUUGUGUAGCAUCACUCAGGGAUGGGAAGUUCUUUCUAUUGUUGGCAGUGGCACACUUCCUCUUAGCUUCUCAGCUUGGAAAUGGGGACCCUCACCUAACAUAGCUCUUGAUUUUUCAUAUAUGUAGGGUUUAAUUUGGAGAUCAUGGUUGGGGAGUUUGCCUACAACACUCAAUCUGUCAAUGAAGUGCAGCUUUUUGACCUUCAGCGUCAACCUGAUUCAAUGGGAUACUUGCUGCUCACAAAUGAUUAUUUCCAUGAUCUGCUGGCCAGGAUCUUGCAGUGCAGUCAUCUGGCGAGAUUUAGUGGGAAUGUACUGUUGAAUAAGGUUUUGCUUAGACUAUAUAAUCUACAAGAGUAUUAAGAAAGCUCUACAAUACAUAUGUUCUUUCAUCUUAUCUAAGAUAGUGUUGGAUUA